Molecule: messenger RNA, 447 nt
Organism: Trypanosoma theileri
Lineage: Eukaryota; Euglenozoa; Kinetoplastea; Trypanosomatida; Trypanosomatidae
Product: 50S ribosomal protein L7Ae
Exons: 1
Coding region: 1-447 (148 amino acids)
Biological process (GO): ribosome biogenesis; rRNA pseudouridine synthesis; snRNA pseudouridine synthesis
Cellular component (GO): box H/ACA snoRNP complex
Molecular function (GO): box H/ACA snoRNA binding
Source: RefSeq, a predicted model, not a curated record
AUGGCUGACAAGAACGAGGAACAGCAGAACACGGAGGAGUACGACUACGACCGUAAACUCUACCGCUGCCCCAUCUCGUGGCCUAUCACCGCCGACAAGCCCAAGAUGACCAAGAAGGUGUACUCCCUCGUGAAGAAGACCGUGACGAAGAGCAAGAAGGGCAUCGUGAAGGGCAUCAAGGACGUCACGAAGGCCAUCCGCAAGGGACAAAAAGGAAUUCUCAUCCUCGGCGCCGACGCCUCGCCGUACGAUGUCGUCUCGCACUUCCCGGUGAUGGCAGAGGAGGCGAAGAUCCCGUACGUGUGGGUGCCGUCGCGUCAGGACUUAGGAACCGCAACCCAAUGCAAGCGGGCCACCUCAGUUGUGCUGCUGAAGUCCGAUCCAGAUUUUCAGUCCAGCUACGAGAAGAUUGUGUUGGCAAUAGAGGACCUGAACUCAGAGGAGUAG